AUGUCGACAAGAAAACACGCAAUCGUCUUCGGUGCAGCUGGCCUGGUCGGCUGGGCGACCGUGGAGCAAUUGCUUUCCAACUAUCCCUCAGAAGGAUCAUUCGACAAGGUCACCGCCGUGAUCAACCGCCCGUUGGAGGAGUCGGAAUUCUACUGGCCUAUAGAGUCUUCAAAGCGACCGGACUUACAGAUUGUGUCCGGAGUCAACCUGCUCAAUGGGACAGCCGAUGAUUUAUCGAAGGAGCUGAGAGAAAGUGUUAUUGGAAUAGAGGAUGUAACGCAUGUCUUCUACUUUGUCUUCAAGGAAGUCAACGACGACCACAUACUUGAGCGAGAGACCAAUUGCGGCAUGAUGCAACGUGUAGUCAAUGCCAUCACCUCCCUAUCGCCUAGACUUGAGUCUUUCAUCUACCCAGGAGGAACAAGAGGUUACGGUAUUUAUGUUCCUGGUGGGACUUUCAAAGCUCCGCUGCAGGAGUCAAUGGCAGACAACUUACCCGAGGACUACGCCAAAACGGUCGCUUAUCCUUGGUUCAGAAAAAUAUUCACUGAGGCCAGCAAAGGCAAAAGCUGGACCUGGUCAGAGAUUUGUCCCGACGCCGUCGUUGGCUUUACACCAAAUGGAUCGGGAUGGUCCCUAGCCCUGCAUUGGGCCCAGUACCUUUCUCUCUUCGCCCACAAUCACAAAGAACGAGAUGACUCAGAAUCUCUGGUGGAAGUUCCAUUUCCCGGCAACGAGGGCGGUUAUGAUGGUCUUUUUACCCCCGUUUCCUCUCGCAUCCUGGGCCGAAUUGCCAUACAUGCUUCAUUGAACGCAGAUAAAUGCGGCGGGAGAAUCAUCAACAUGGCCGACAGCCAAGAGCCCACGAAGUUCAGAAAGAUUUGGCCAGCUCUUGCCGAAUGGUUUGGCCUGAAGGGUGUAGGUCCGAUAGGCGACGAUAGCGCACUAAAGCCAGGUGAAUAUGUUCAACAGUACAAGCACAUCUUUCAGGAUAACGGCUUUCCGAAAGCUGCUGCUGCAGGUGUAGGUGCGGGAGCUUUGCAACUUGAUAGUGUGGGAUGCUGGUUGUCUUUUGAUCGCCAGUUGAGCCUCGACAGACUACGUUCCGUAGGUUUCUUGGAGGAGAGAGACCCAAUCGAGGGUUGGUUGGAAGCAUUUGAGAAGUUCAAAGCGGCUGGCAUUAUAAUGUAA
Messenger RNA from Colletotrichum karsti, 1191 nucleotides. RefSeq lists its product as uncharacterized. The record is from RefSeq and is a predicted model, not a curated record. Lineage: Eukaryota; Fungi; Ascomycota; Sordariomycetes; Glomerellales; Glomerellaceae. Bases 1 to 1191 code for a protein of 396 amino acids. The transcript has 3 exons.